Messenger RNA from Xenopus laevis (African clawed frog), 1108 nucleotides. It is a transcript of the gene hes7.L, whose product is annotated as hairy and enhancer of split 7, gene 1 L homeolog. Gene Ontology annotation, cellular component: nucleus. The record is from RefSeq and is marked provisional. Gene Ontology annotation, biological process: negative regulation of transcription by RNA polymerase II; regulation of DNA-templated transcription. NCBI's taxonomy places the organism in Eukaryota, Metazoa, Chordata, Amphibia, Anura, Pipidae. Gene Ontology annotation, molecular function: protein dimerization activity; DNA binding.
CUUCCCUAGAGCAUCUUCUUCUUCAUCAUCAUCAUCAUCUUACCAUGAAGGGAACAAGUGAAGUCAAACCCAUGGAAACCCAUAGAAAGCUAUUAAAGCCGUUGGUGGAGAAAAGGCGGAGGGAGAGGAUAAAUAACAGCCUGGAGAAGCUGAGAAUUUUCCUAUUUCAAACCCUGAAAAGUGAGAAACUUAAGAAUCCAAAAGUGGAGAAGGCUGAGAUUCUGGAGUGCACGGUCCAGUUUCUCCAGUCCAGGAAACUUCUCCCACUGGAUAGGGAAGCGGUGGAUAAAGAAUACCAAUCGGGGUUCCAGCAUUGCCUGGAGACGACCUUGCAUUUCAUGAACUCCAAACCUGACAUGAAUGGUGUGACCAAGGAGCUGCUCUCCCACCAGAUGUCCUCCUGCAAGUCACCUUCUGACGCCUGGAGUCCCAACUGUGCUCCAUUGACAAAACACGUACCUUCCCUUAGCUACCAAGACUCAGCACCGCAUUUAGUGUCCAACAGCAUCUCCAUCAGCCCUACAAAGACUCUGGUUGACAGUCAUUUCACUUACCAAAGCUUCAAGACCUGGAGACCCUGGGUAUGAUGACUUUUAAUCUUUGAAGGGUGCAAGAAGAGCCACCAGGCUAGAAUUAUGGGUUCCCCAGGGUUUUCAGGCACCUUGAAUGCUAUGGAAGGGACAUUUUGUCUAUGGCAUGAAAAUCUGCAGAACUAUUUAGCAGAACCCAAAGCUCUUGAGAUACAAUGUAUCUGUGCAUGUAUAUACAGUGUAAAUAUAAGAGUUUGGACCUGGACUUUUAUUUUACUGAAGCACCAUUUGAGCACAUUCCAUACAUGUACAUGGGAGACUUCCAUGUCCCUCAGUAUAUCAUGUAUAUAAUGUAUAGAUUAUGGAGUAUUUUGGAUCUGUAGCUUGUAUCACGCAGGCACAGAGUGGAAGGAGUCCUGAAAAGGAGCAGUUAUGCCCAAAUUAUGCAUUUUACAUAAAAACUUCUGAGAAUGGGAUCAGCGUUUCUUACACUUUAUGUAUAUAGUAUAUGUAUAUUUAUUCCUAUCUCACUAUCCUUACAAUAUUGUUUUCCUCCUGUAAAUAAAACUUUACUUGAA